CCUUCAGCUUCUCGUGUUUUGCCAAACAAGGACGCCGCAAUGGCUGGUCGAUUUGUUCGAGCGUCCAAGUACCGACACAUCUUUGGCAAGCCCACCAAGAAGGAGUUCUGCUACGAUAACCUGCGCAUCAGUCGGAAUGCCUGGGACACGAACCUGGUAAAGGUACGGAAGGCCAACGCCGAGUACCUGUCGGUCAAUUGGGAGUCGUCUGGCGGCGGCGCCUUUGCCGUCAUUCCUCUCAACGAGAAGGGAAAGGCACCCGACCAGAUCCCGCUGUUUCGCGGCCACACCGCGACGGUGCUCGAUACCGACUGGAACCCGUUCAACGACCAUAUUAUCGCGUCUGCCUCGGAGGAUGGCAAGGUCUUCAUCUGGGAGGUUCCCGAGGGCUUUUCGCUGUACACCGAUGCCGAGGUGAUUCCUGACGUAUCGCCCGUCAGCAAGCUCGGGGGACAUACGAGAAAAGUCGGACAGGUCCUGUUCAACCCCGCGGCCGAAAACAUUCUCGCUUCCGCCUCGGGCGACUUCACAAUCAAGCUCUGGGACAUCGGCACCGGUCAGAGCCACCUCACCCUCCAGCACGCCGACAUCGUACAGAGUCUGUCAUGGAACGCGAGCGGCAGCCUCAUGGUGACGACGUCGAGGGACAAGAAGAUCCGGGUGUGGGACGUCCGCCAGGAGAAGCCGGUCCACGAGGCCGCCGGCCACACGGGAGCCAAGAACAGCAGAGCUGUCUGGCUGGGAGAGCACAACCGCUUCGCCACGACGGGCUUCUCCAAGAUGAGCGAGCGCCAGAUUGCCCUGUGGGAACCUGGCCGCAGCGAUCCCAUUGGAGGAUUCACGCAUCUGGAUGCCAUUUCUGGUGUCUGCAUGCCGUUCUGGGAUGAGGGAUCCAACUGCCUUUACCUUGCUGGCAAGGGUGAUGGCAACAUCCGCUACUUUGAGUACGAAAACGACAAGUUCGAGUACCUGAGCGAGUACAAGUCGGUUGAUCCGCAGCGAGGUAUCGCCUUCCUUCCGCGACGCGCUAUCAACGUCCACGAAAACGAGGUCAUGCGCGCUUUCAAGACGGUCAACGACAGCUACAUCGAGCCCAUCUCCUUCACCGUGCCCCGCCGGGCAGAGACGUUCCAGGCCGACAUCUUCCCCCCUGCCGUUGGCCUCCGACCUGCCGUCAGCGCCAAGGAGUGGCUCGAGGGCAAGACUGGACUCCCUCCCAAGAUCGACCUGGAGAGCAUCUAUGAGGGAACUGCCCCUAAGGAGGUUGCUGCCGACUACCAGCCACCUGCCCCGGUGGUACCCAAGGUCGAGCCCAAGAAGGAGGAGCCCAAGGAGGAGCCCAAGCCAGUGGCGCGAGCCCCUCCUCCGAGUGUCAGCGACCAGAAGACGUCCAUUGCCGCCAUGGCCAACAAGUUCCAGGACGCCGACGAGGCGGAGUCCAAGGAGGAGGAACCGUCCAGCUUUGACGAGGAGGUCAAGCCGGCCCAGCGAAACCCUCUGCCUAUCCGAACCGAGGCGAAGCCUGCAGCUCCCGCAGCCGCCACUCCUGCUACUGCUGCCCCGGCAUCCGCUGCCAGCGCCACCUCCUUGAGCGAGAUCAAGGAGCUUAUUGAGAACCAGACAAAGGUGAUCAGCGCCCAGAACGACCAGAUUGGCCUGUUGACGUCCGAAGUCGAAUCCCUCAAGAAGCGGCUUGGAUCAGGGUCCCAGGACCAGAGCGAGCGAAUCAGGCAGCUUGAGCUAGAGCUAGAGGAGGCACGAUCGUAAUCUUUGUGUGUCUUUUUAGUAUACUAUUGCUACAUACCUUGCCUAUCCGAAUCUGUCUCUCUCCCUGCUUGUCGCUUUUUGUCGUCUUGUCGAGAGCCUGGGGUCAAGGGAUAAGGAAGAGUGAAUAGGGGGAGGAAUCUUGGAAAAAAGCAAAAACCAAGGAAGGGAGAGAGAGGAUUCGUUUGAUGCAAGGGGCCAGC
This is a messenger RNA of Trichoderma citrinoviride, 1967 nucleotides long. RefSeq names its product DUF1900-domain-containing protein. Lineage: Eukaryota; Fungi; Ascomycota; Sordariomycetes; Hypocreales; Hypocreaceae. The transcript has 11 exons. Gene Ontology annotation, molecular function: actin filament binding. The coding region runs from base 40 to 1767 and encodes 575 amino acids. Gene Ontology annotation, biological process: actin filament organization. The record is from RefSeq and is a predicted model, not a curated record.